Molecule: messenger RNA, 549 nt
Organism: Microthlaspi erraticum
Lineage: Eukaryota; Viridiplantae; Streptophyta; Magnoliopsida; Brassicales; Brassicaceae
Source: the annotation of a GenBank genome assembly
AUGACUCGUUCCAAGACCAGGAGACUUCGAGAAGGAUUCAAUGAAGCUGUUGAGACCCUCCUCAACACCAUGUACCUUGGAGAUUUGCUCAAUACCCCGCCGCCUGACGAAAGCCGCUUGAGCAAUGACGUUAACCCCUUGAGCAACACCAUUGCCCCGAAACUAGCCUUAAUGGAGGACUUUGCACGCAUGAGCCUAGAGGAGGAUCACCCUCAUUUAAAGCAUUGUAAGUCUAUUUACUUGGCAGGUAAUGGAGUUCAGAACAAGUCAGAGCUUGAGGACAUGAUCAAGACCCGCAAUGUAGCCGACAAAGAGCUCAAGGAACGUGAAGACACUUUGGGAGCUACUGAAGAGGAGACACUUGAAGAUCUUCACCAACUCAACUCUCAAGGCACUGAAGAGGAAGGCUUCACCAUUGGACCAGCAAGGAACGGACCCGGACCAGACAAGCUCUACUCAACACCACCUCAGCUAUACUCGUGCCAAAAGCAGGUAUAUUCAGUUUGUACAAUUUGUGCAGGUAAGGGCGAGUAUCCCUAUGGUUAUUAG